Molecule: messenger RNA, 3187 nt
Organism: Sphaeroforma arctica JP610
Lineage: Eukaryota; Ichthyosporea; Ichthyophonida
Exons: 17
Coding region: 469-3117 (882 amino acids)
Biological process (GO): Notch signaling pathway; membrane protein ectodomain proteolysis
Cellular component (GO): plasma membrane
Molecular function (GO): metalloendopeptidase activity
Source: RefSeq, a predicted model, not a curated record
GUAAAUCACAUAAAUAUAUUGAAAUAUGUUAUUAUAUAGAUAUUGAUAUAAAUUUACGCGAGAUUUUCCAGUCAGAUCACAUUUAAUCUAGUGUUUGCAUGGAAUGCGCUUGAGAUACAUGUGUUAAGAAUGCGCACAGUAUCACGGCAUCUCUACUUGCAGGCAAUUGUGUAGAAUAAUGAAAUACAAUGCAUGUUCAUAAUUUGCUCUCAGGGUGAAGACAAUUAGCUCGAGUAAAUAUUGUACAGCGGAUAUAUGACAGGUUGUACGACAGCUCUUCGGCGUCAGGGUUGUUAUAGAGAUAAGUAUUCUUAUAGUUGUAGAGUCGACAUCCUUUUUUCCACUUUGAAAUCAUCGAUCGUAUUGAAGCUCGCCGAAACGGAAUAGCUUGUGGAUUAUAAUUUGGAUAGGAACCGGCGAGACUAUAGUAACAACUCUGGGGUCGAAGAGAAACACAAUACAUAAAGGAUGCGAGCACUAAAACUCGCCUUGUUACCAUCUGCGAUAGCUAUAUGCGCUAGUGGUUUUACACCCCGUGAAGACUCUCUUACUGAAAAUGUAAAGCACUACGAGUUAGUGACUGCCGAACAAGUGCAUAGUACUGUACGUAGGGCAACUGAAUUUUCGGGUGACGGCACACUUUCGGCUAUUGAUAACCACGUCAUUGAAUACAAAACCACUGUGUUUGGCCGGCUCUUUCAUAUGGAACUAGUACGUGCGACACCCGCUUCCGAUCGCACCCGCGGAUCUGACGCCCUCGUUGGAGAUGGACUAUACCAAGGGCGGGUGCUCUCAAGCAAUGUGGCCGAACAAACAGUAGGUAUUGUGCGUGGGUAUAUGCAGGAUGAUCACUUCCGGGGCAGUGUCAGUACAGAAGAUGAAGUGUUCUUCUUCGAACCGGCGCGGAGAUAUGCACAGCAUGCGCAUAGGCGAGCAGGGGAUCGCGUCGUGUAUCGUGCUUCGGAUGUCUCGUACAAGCACACUGAUGGGAACACCUAUGCGGGAGCUGCUAUGUUUAAAUCGCUCGCCGCUAAAAAGAGAAACUCACUUGAGCACCGGCCUCGAUAUCGGAGAGAUGAAUUAGAGGAGUCACCAUCGAGGGAAACAGACGGUCGCGUUUUCAAUGUAACCGUCACUUUAACCGACUCCGACAACACGUGUUUGGUCAAGGCGGUAAGCGAUCAUACCUACACACAGAGCCACAUGACUGCUGGGUCAGCAGCCAAACACAUGGAAUGGGUUAUCGGCGAAGUGGAUCAGAUCUUCUCCAGCGGGACUUUCUAUGCGGGAGCAAAUCCGUGGCACAUCCGUGUAGCUCUGGCUCCCUUUGAUCCCAUUGAUACAUACCUCUCGCCCACUGACUAUCCCGAGAACAUCAAAGGCUUGGCGAACGAAACCCUAGAUCCGGAAGGCGUCCUUCUGGAAUUUGCCAAGGGCACCUGGAACGGAUACUGCCUGGCGCAUCUCUUUACACAUAGAGAACACUACGGCACGCUGGGCCUAGCGUAUGUGGCUAGUACGGACGUAGACAAGCCUGGGGGUAUAUGCGCGGGCCGUGUCUCCACCUCCGAGGGGUAUCUCAAUCUGAAUACUGGAAUGCACAGCGAUAUCAUGUUCGGCCAGACAAUUCCUGAUGCCGUGGAAGUCAUUGCUACGGCUCACGAGAUAGGUCACGGAUUUGGCGCAUUGCACGAUUCAUUGGAUUGGCCGUGUUAUGGAGUACCUGGUGGUCCGUAUCUCAUGUAUGCAUCGACAUCCACUAAAGUCCAGGCAAACAACGAUCAGUUCUCUGUGUGCUCCGUGGCCAGCAUACGGUCUGUACUGACCGCUAAAGUAGAAAAGCAAUGUUUUAUGCCGUAUCCGGGACAGUACUGCGGCAAUGGUCUAUUGGAGGGCGACGAACAAUGCGAUGCGUUUGGCGAAGGCAAUUGCUGCACCAGCGACUGUAAGCUAAAGGACGGGGCUGUGUGCGCUAUUGCUCCAUGCUGUGACUCGGCUACAUGCCAAUACCAACCGGCAGGCACUGUGUGUACGGCUGCGACCGGGUGUUUGAAACGGGCAGUAUGCACGGGCGAAGACACCGAGUGUCCGUACCAAGAAACGCUACCAGAUACCACCACCUGCGGGUCAGGGGAGAUGCAGACCGAUGCGUGGAUGUGCAAAACUGGGGUGUGUGCCAACACCCUCGAGAGCCAAGCUUCCAUCAUUCCGGAGGAGACUGAUGAUACAGUGUGCAGUCUGUUGCUCGAUGCGUCGCAGUGCAACUGUCCAGAAGAUGUGGGCGGGUGUAAGCUCUGCUGUACAUUCAGCGGGAACAUAGUGAAUGCCAACAGCACCAAUACCGGGACAAAUCAGAAUACCACAGGCCCAUGCAUCACAGCGGAGAGUUACUGUGCGCUCAAUGCACUGAUUGACCCUGGGUGCCUGGUGAACGCAGGAAAAGACGCUCAGCUUACACGCGUGCCAAACUUCGGCGGUGGGUAUCCGUGUAAUGACUACACCGGUUUCUGCGAUGGCCACGGGGAUUGCAAAGUGGCCAGUAACCCUGCUACAGCUUCUGUGGUCUUUCCCAACCCCUUGGUGUUCAUCGAGUAUACCUGGUACUACUUUGUAUCUGGACUUAUAGCUCUGCUGCUGCUAGUACUGUUCUACUUCAUAGUAAACAGGUUUUGUCCUGGUAAUAGGCGGCUGCGACGGAAGGCCAUCGAGCGAACGAGACGAGACGUGCGUACUGACUUAAAGCGUGCUAAGAAGAAAGAAAAGUACCAAGACACGGCCGACGAGCUGCUAGAGAGCGAGUUGUCCGUGGAAAAUAUGGAUUUCGCUCGAGCCAUAUCCAGAGACGAGUACUCGGAUAUCGACGCAUACGAGAUGGAGGCGAGGGCUAGUCACGGUUCUCAAUACAGUACAAGGAGUGAUAGAAUGUUCCGGGCGGAAGGCAUGAGCACGUCACACGACCUAUUCAAGACCCGUACAGCUUCGCACAAGGCGGCUACUCCAAGGAUGGGACAGCUGUCUGAGGAAGGCGUGGUUUCGAUGUUGUCGCUUGAUCAUCCUGUUAAUUCUGAUGAUUCCGAUGAGAACGAACCGUCCGCCUCUGGUACCACUAAGGUUUAGCGCAGGUGGCAGGGAGUAUGAUGAGUACAAAACCGACUCAGUAAAAUCGCACCAAUAAAUUGGAUUUAAC